Leptopilina heterotoma is the source of this 6045-nucleotide messenger RNA. RefSeq lists its product as uncharacterized. NCBI's taxonomy places the organism in Eukaryota, Metazoa, Arthropoda, Insecta, Hymenoptera, Figitidae. The record is from RefSeq and is a predicted model, not a curated record. The transcript is spliced from 17 exons. Bases 589 to 4698 code for a protein of 1369 amino acids.
AAGGUGGGAAGAGAGUAAGUCUUCGCUCUCAAAGCAAGUUUGUAAUGCCAGCGCACCGAAGGUAACCGAAGUCUACCGAUUCGUUUCGAAACUUACACCAAGCCAAGAAUUCCAAAGUAUUCAAUUUAGUAUUGGAUUGUUGCCCGUCACGUUCAUUUAUAAAUUCAAGUUUCUUUCAAGUUAUGAAAAUUCUGUGAAACGCGUGCAGGACGUUUCGCUACUUGCUACCAAAAUGGCCGCGUCGUGAGUUCUCUUGGUGCUUAUUACUUUACAAAAUUUAAACGUGGCUUUUUGUUAAUUUUUUCUUGACAAAAAACUCGUGUUGGUGAUAGUGGUACCAAGAGUGAAGAUCUAAAUAAGGAUUAUAAAGGCAGGUGAACAGUCUUCCUUCUCUCGGUUUAGAAACUUUUCAUUUUUUAAUGAAAUCAUCAUUGAGGAGAAAGAGACAAUCCCCAUGAAUCGGACUUGUCGAAGAGUGACAAAUGUAAGCAGGAUCGUAGAGGAGAGUUGUUUCAUGUAGCGAAUAAAUUGGAGGCAGCGUGAGUAGUGGAAAUAACGAAAAGGUGGAAAAAUAUUGCUGAUGAUAAGAUGACUAUCAGGUUACUGAUGCGCGCGGUGUUCCUACUUUUGUUGGGAUUGGCGACCCAAUGGAUGGAGACACGUGCUCAUGUUGCUCUUACGUUUCCACCAGCUAGGAAAUAUGACCUCGACUUUCUGGACAACUCUAGAACACCUGGCCCAUGUGGCAUGCCUCGAGGUGACACGAAGACUACCCUGUUGUCCGGAAAUAGCCUAAAUGUGACAUGGCAUCUUGCAUAUCCUCAUAAAGGAGGAUUCAGGUUACAAAUUUUAGAUGCAUUGGAUAGGCCUCUAAUCGAUCUUACACCAGUAACAGGCGCUAGUGAAUUCGUCAAAGUUGAUGCUACCGCACAAAGCUAUCCUAUCAAAAUACCUCAUAAUUUCACUUGCACUGACUGCACAGUGAGAUUACUUCGAGAGGCUGAGGAAUGGGGUUCUUCUUAUAGAUUUUGGUCGUGUGCCAACGUUGAUAUUGUUGAUAGGAAAACUUAUAGAGAACAAUGUAGUGGUCACGGAAGGUAUCUGUUAGGCAGAUGCAGAUGUGACUUGUUUUAUCAUGGUGCUAGGUGCCAGUACAAAGAAGAGUGCAUGGAUGACUCAGACUGUGGAACGCAAGGUGCUUGCAUUGAUAAUGGUGGUACUACAUCACCAACUAAAUUUUGUUACUGCAACGUCGGUUGGUUCGGACCCGGUUGCGCCAAAAGAUCUGCCGUUAGAAAUACAGAUAUAGAUUUACAAUCCUACACCAAGAAGCAAUUCUCAGACGAUUUCACCUUCUACUGGAGGAUACUCAAGGACAGUCAGGAACUCGAGGGAGUCGCCGUGGUGAAUGGCACCUCAUGGGUUGGCGUUGGAUGGAGACCCAGUUCUUUAACGUCAGCCUGCAGGGCAUUUCCAGAAAUUAAAGAUAACCGCUCGGAGAAUGUUGCUGCAGAACCUCUUCCACAACCGGAGCCAAAAUCAGAGCCUGAGCCAAAAUCGGAGCCUGAACCAAAAUCAGAACCCGAACCUACUUCAGAGCCUGAACCAAAAGUAGAACCAGAAUCAAAAGUAGAGACAAGAACUUCAGCGGAACCAAAGCCGAAACCAGUUUACAGGAAGCAGUCAAGGGGGACUCCCUUUAAACCCAAUGUUCCAGCACUGAAUAAUGAGCCUGAAGCUGAGCCCGAAAAUGCCUCUGUCCGAACAGGUGGAACUAAGAGAAGGUCAGCGAAAGUCGAUGGCGUUACUCAAAGACCUGAUUCUGAUAUCACUGUACAAACUAGUGUAACGUACCAUGUCAGCACAAAGCAAGGACGUAAAAAACGAGCACCACAGGCAGAACCGGAACCAACAGGGGAACCAGUUAGUGGGCCUAUAACUCACAAAGUCGAGCCUGAGCCUAAUUCUGAACCAGAACCCAAAACAGGACGAGAGUUAAAAUCUGAAUCAGAACCUAAAUCUGAACCUGAACCAAAAUCUGAACCUGAACCAAAAUCAGAACCAGAACCAAAUUCUGAACCUGAACCAAAAUCUGAACCAGAACCAAAUUCUGAACCAAAAUCAGAACCUGAACCAAAAUCUGAACCAGAACCAAAAUCAGAACCAGAACCAAAAUCAGAACCUGAACCAAAAUCUGAACCAGAACCAAAUUCUGAACCUGAACCAAAAUCAGAACCAGAACCAAAAUUAAAUUCAGAGCCUAACUCUGAACCUGAACCAAAAUCUGAACCAGAGCCAAAAUCAGAACCUGAACCGAAAUCUGAACCAGAGCCUAAAUCUGAACCUGAACCAAAAUCUGAUUCAGAACCUAACUCUGAACCUGAACCAAAAUCUGAACCAGAACCUAACUCUGAACCUGAACCAAAAUCUGAACCAGAGCCUAAAUCUGAACCUGAACCAAAAUCUGAUUUAGAGCCCAAAUCUGAACCUGAACCAAAAUCUGAACCGGAGCCUAAAUCUGAACCAGAACCUAAAUCUGAACCAGAACCAAAUGCGGAACCUGAACCUCAUUCUAAAAUUUCUGACAAAUCAGGAGAUAUAAAAGCUGGUGCCGGACCACUUGUACACAAAUUUACACCAAAGCACGAUUUCAAUCCAAUGGACUGCACCGAUAUUGUAAUUGGUAUGGCCCGAGGAAUGAGACACAGAAUCGGUGACUAUUACACUAGAGAUAGAUCAACUCCUCGCUUAGACACUUUCUGGGGAGGUCAAGAUAGUUUAACGGCUGCAAUGGGAUUCGAACGCGAUGGAGUAACUACGAUAAUGUUUAGGAAGAAACUAACGUCGACAGAACAGUUCACGGAUCAUAACAUUACCAAUGAGGAUAUGCAAGUAAUAUGGGCAAAGGGACAGGAACCUGGAAAGUAUAUACAUUCUCCAGCGAGUGGAGUUGAGGAAUCGAAAGUUAGCGUCAAAGACUUCUACAAAGCUGACGAACUCAAGUACCAUGGACACAAAACCCAGAGGGGCGUGGCAACAAUAAACUUCUUGGAUGAAAGUGGAAAGACGAACUUUGGAGCCGGCAUGCCUCUGGAAGGUGGUGGUUGUGGUGGGCAAUGGCAAUAUCCCAGACAGUGUUCUCCAAAGAAUGGAACCUGUGAAUACAGAAUCAAAUGGCAGUACAAAAAAGCAGAGGAUAAUAUAUACUUUACGAUUGUGACAAGUAAUACCGACACAUGGACUGGGGUAGGAUUUUCCGAAAACGAGAAAAUGAGUCAAACUGACGCUAUACUUGGAUGGGUUGAUAAAUCCAAUGGACGUCCAUUUAUUAUGGAUACCUGGAUCAAUGGGUACAAUGCACCUCUUUUGGAUCCCUCUCAAGAUAUUUAUAACAUUAGUGGAAAAAUAGAAAAGGGAGAAACUACUUUAAUGUUCUCUAGAAAACGUAUUACCAAAGACCAUAAAGACCUUUCGUUUACUGAUGACAAAUGUCUCUACAUGAUGUUUCCGGUAAAAGGCGGAAACUUCCAUGCCGUUAAUAAAAAGAUCAAACCUCAUCUUGCUGUGCCUAUAGUUUCUGGCGAUAAAAUAUGUAUAAAGUCGUGUGGCUUUGAUGAUGAUGUGGAAAUUACGACUCCUGCUCCACCAAGACUCUUCUACGAGGUGGAAGUAAAAUUAGUUAACCUUGGUGCUGGUUAUGUAGCUCCACAAGUUGGAACUCAAGACUUUGAUGAUAUUUCUAAUACAAUUGCUGAUAGCUUUAGUCUAGCUUUGAAUAAAGUACCUGGAUUUUAUCAACUUAGACUCGAUGACUUACGAAGUUCUGAUGACAAUGGUGUCUAUGCGAAGAUGAUCUUGGCUAUUGAUAAAAAUGAAAUUAAAGGUAGAUCUCUCUUACCUUCGGAUACAAUGGCGUCGACGAAAGCAGUUCUUCAGGAAGCUCUUACCAAUGGAAAAGUUGGUAGUUUAUCAGUGGAUCCACUGUAUUACGACGUUCGCCCUUAUAGAUCAAAUUUUAUUGACGACGAUUUGGACGUACAAGAAAAUAGAAAUGAAGUUUCUAAGCAGUCUUUCUGGGAAUCACCACAAUUUUAUCCGAUUGUUGGAUGUCUCGCAGCAUUAGUAGCUCUUUGUUUAUUGCAAGCUACGUGCACUAUUUAUCGAGCGUCGAAAAAGAAGACAACAAAGGAUCGACUAAUAUCGAAGAAUGCAUGGAGAGACUAUCCCACAGGUGCGAAUACAAAUUUUGCCUUCGAGGCAUUUGAGACUGAAGAAAAGGCUCCCCCGCCUCCUGUGUCAAGUCUUCCUCGCCCACGGGAAAUGAUGGGUCCCAAUAAUGGAAUGCUGCUAGACGAACAAAUUCAUCAUCCACACAAGUUUCAACACCAAGAAUUUCAACAUCCUCGUAACAAUAUUGGAGCAAUGGUUCCAGGUCCUAGAGCUACUUACAGUCUUCCCAGGGCUCCAGGUCACAGGCAUUCCACGGGAGUCGCUUCCUCUCCCGGUCCUCAGCCUCAAGGUUACUACACUCAGGAUCGCCGCAACAUGCAACGAUUUAAGCAUCCCAAUCAAGCCCACUCUGGCUCUCAGUCGUUGCUUCAACCUCAGCCAGAUUUCUACUUUAUGCCCAGUCAGAGGAAGUACAGUGGCGAAGUUGUGCGCGUUUACGUUGACUAUGGAAAUUCCAAAAAUAAAUAAACUACAAAAAUUGUGGUCAGUCCCAUCGACUCGCUCAAAAGUGAAAGUUUUUUAACUCUCACGUCACAUUGUUACCGUGCUUUUCGGUAAAGCAAGUUGUAAAUAAGCAUUGCUCACAGCGUCUUAUUCGCCACGUGUCAGUGUUAUAUUUUAAGCUAUUCCUCAUAGAGGAAAAUAGUUAAGUACAACAAAUUUGUCCGUUUUUAUACUUUAAAAUAAUAAAUAAUGUUUAAUAACAUACGUAGAAACGACGCAGAAGUUACCAAAUUUAGAAAGGUAAAUUGUAUAUAAUUUUGAGUGUUACAAGAAUAUUCCUUGUCCAUGAUGAUUGGUUUCUUGAGAUUAUUUUUACAAAUUGUGUACUUAAGAAGAUAUGUGACGAAUACGAUAAAGGAGCAUGCGUGUACAUUUACUUGAUUCAAAUAUACCACAUUAAUUUUAGGUAAAAAUGUAUAAUUGUAAGUUACCUUUCCGUCUAUGUUGGAAAAAAAAUAAAUAGACUCUAUUUUUAACUGUGAAGGGUUUUCUUCAGUAUAGCCGAUGAAAAAAAUUGAGUCAUAUAUAUUUCUGCUAAACUUCUGUUGUUAUAAAACAAAAGAAGAUCAUAGUAAUUGUUAAUAAUUUAAUAUUUCUAUCAUCAUCAUUAUCAUCAUCUAAUGACGUUAGAAGAAAAGAAUGUAUUUUCCGAGUACAAUGAUCGAAUUAUUCCGAUAUCCAACAAAAUGUAAAAAAAAAUUUAUCAAGAUCUACUCUUAUUAUUUCACAAAAAUUCAUUUCUUCUAAAAUAUAAUAUUUUGUACAUUUUUUACUCAAAAUUGUUAAUUUACCAAUUCCCAAUUCCUAUUCUUUUUUGAGUGCUGACAAUUUGAAUUAAUUUUCAAAAUAAUUUGUAAAUCAUUCACCGUACAUUAAACAUUUCGCAAUGAAUUUUUCCCUAUUUUGAAUCCGUUCAAACUGAAAUUCUUCUUUUUCUUAAACGCGUUUUCAUCUUUAGAAACUCACGCCUUUGGAGAUGUGACUUGAGGCAAAGCAUUUGAUCAACUUCACCACUGCCCAUAUAAACUACAAGUUUGAAAAUAAUUUUAAUUUCUGUUCGGAUAAAUGCUUACGCAGUAUUUCUUCAUAACCCUUGAAAGCCUUGAAAUGACGGAUUCAAAAUAGCGAACAGAAAUUCUUGUAGUUGCGUUAAUUGAUAUUAAUAAAGACCAAUUAUGUUUGUUGGUAAUAACAUAUAAAUAAUUAUAUUAUAAAUAAUAUAAAUAUAUGAAUGUAAAUAUAAAAAUGUAAAAUAUAAUUUAAUCAUAAGAAGUUACUCAAUGUGUUAUUAAAUCAUCUUAUACAAAAUUA